Molecule: messenger RNA, 2286 nt
Organism: Closterium sp. Naga37s-1
Lineage: Eukaryota; Viridiplantae; Streptophyta; Zygnematophyceae; Desmidiales; Closteriaceae
Source: the annotation of a GenBank genome assembly
AUGACGCCCAAUAGCACGCGAGAUGCGCCAUCCUUGCCCGAGCGUGUGGAGAUCGCGGGACGCGAGAUCGACCCCGAGGACGACUACGACUACGGGUACGAGGACGAGGGCGGCGCGCCUCCCGUGCCCACCAAGAAGGUGCCCACCGGCACCGUCUACGAGGCGGCGCGCGCCGGGGACGUGGAUCGGCUGACGUGGCUGGUGCACGAGGAGGGCGUGGACGUGAACGCGCGCGACCGAUGGGACUCCGUGCCGCUCUAUUAUGCUUGCCUCGCUGGCCAUCUGGAGGCGGCGCGCGUGCUGCUGGAGGCGGGCGCGAUCUGCAGCGAGCACACGUUCGACGGGGACAGGUGCCACUACGCCGCGCUCACGCUCCGCAUCCGCCGCCUGCUCAAGCGCUACGAGAUGCGCCCGCCGCCCCUCGACCCGCUGCCCAAGGCCUUCAAAGACCUCCUGGACGCCACCGCCGCCAAAGCCGAUGCCCUCUCCCCUUCCGCCAGCGCCCCUCCCGGCCCCCCGUGCGUCCCCGCGGCACUGCUAGAUCCGCGCGACCCGCUGGCGCCCGACAUCGCGUUCCACAUCGACGGGCGCGUCGUGCUCGCGCACAAGCCCGUGCUCGCCGCGCGCUCCGACUACUUCGACCGCGCCUUCGCCUCCAAGUGGCGCGACAGGUCCGAGGUGUUCCUCGCCAACCCGCGGCUGACACAUGGCGCGCUGGCGGCGCUGCUGGGGUUCGUGUACUCGGACCGCCUGGACGUGCCCGUGGCGGGGCUGCCCGACCUGGUACGCGCAUGCCGCGCCGCCAAGUGCGGGGCGGGGCUGGUGAGGGCUGUGGAUCGGGAGCGCGUGCACGACAAGCUGGCACAGCACAAGGUGCCGCCAAGGCGCGCACUGGGGCUGAGGCGACGAGGCAGGGCGGCGAGGGGCAGGGGAGCGGGCGAGGGAGAGCUUGUGAACGGGGAGGUGGCAGCAGAUGCCGGAGAGGGGAGAGGGGAUGCGGAUGGUGGGGCGGGCGAGGGCGAGGGGACGGGCGAGGGAGAGGAAGAGGACGGGAGCAGCGAGCGAGGGCGAGAGAGGGCGGGGGAGGAGGAGGAUGAGGCACAGCGACGGUUUAUUCUGACGGCGGCAUCGCUGCCCGAGGAGGAGAGACUGGCGGGCGGCAUGCAGCGGCUGCUAGCGCGGUGCAUGGCGAGGUCUGACACGAGGGCCAUGGACGCUGAUGGGGAGGGCGCGGAGGGGUAUGGGGAGCCUGGGGGGGAAUGUGCGGAUGGGGAGGGCGGAGAGGUGGGUGGUGGGGGACUGGUGGGCGGGGAUGGAGCGGAAGGUGAGGCGAGAAGGAAGGUGCGGUUUGGCACAGCUGAGUCGAGCGGUGAUGAGGACCGCGAGUGGGCAAGGGGAGAGGACGGGGAGUGGAGGGGAGAGGGUGCGGAUGGCGGGGCAGGCGUGGGGGUGCAUGGGUGUGGCAGUGCCUCUGAGCCCGAUCACGCAGACUGCUGCUUCUCCGUGGCGGGCUGUGUGUUCCGCUGCCACCGCGUGGUCAUGGCGGCAUGCUGUGACUACUUCAGAGUGCUCUUCGUGCGCCAGGCAGUGCACGCACACACGCCACCGCACUCCUCAUCCGCAGCAGAGGGACAGAGGGGUGGGACGGCAGCAGUGCUGCUGGGAGAUGGCGGGGCUGUGCUGCCGUGUUUCCACCUGCCUGACCUCACCCCCUACGCCUUUCACAAGAUCCUCGAGUUCAUCUACACGGAUCGCAUCCAGCACAUUGCUGUCACCCAGGCCAUGGACGUGAUAGAUGCAGCGGCGCGCUUCCUGCUCUUCCCACUCAAGCGUGCCGUGGCGGACGCCCUCAUCCCACACCUGCACUCCGCCGACAUGCCCUCGCUCUGCCACUGGCUGCUCGCUGCUGACCUGUACGGAGUGUGGAAGCUGAGGGAGCACGUGCUGGACGUCAUGGCCGCCAACUUUGACGCCUUUGCCGCCUGCCCUGCCUUCCGUGCCAUGCUCGCACGCUUGCCUCCUCCCUCGGGCAAUGACUCGGUGCGCACCACUGCACCCUCGCUGCACAACGAGCAAGUGCCCACGCCCGUGGGGCAAGCAGCAGGGGGUGCAGGGGGCGAUGGAGUGGGCGGGGUGGAGAGCAUGAAUGUGCUGGACGAUUUGCGGGAGAAGUGGCUGGAGCUGGAGGGAGCCGAGUUAGAGGAGAGGGACGCCAGUGCUGCUGAAUUUGACAAGCGCCUAGAGACGCUUGCAGCCUUGGCAGUUGGUGAGGAAGAGGAGAUUUAG